Messenger RNA from Scleropages formosus (Asian bonytongue), 2605 nucleotides. Its product is annotated as myotubularin-related protein 12-like. Gene Ontology annotation, cellular component: membrane; cytoplasm. The transcript has 16 exons. The record is from RefSeq and is a predicted model, not a curated record. Lineage: Eukaryota; Metazoa; Chordata; Actinopteri; Osteoglossiformes; Osteoglossidae. Gene Ontology annotation, biological process: phosphatidylinositol dephosphorylation. The coding region runs from base 95 to 2296 and encodes 733 amino acids.
UCGCGGAAGAGUCGCUGGCCGUCCUUCAGCGCAGGUUCACAAGUUCGGUGCGGACCUGCGGCUGAGCGCAGGGUCACCGUCCCCUGGAGGAGCGAUGUUUUCUUUGGGGAGCGGCGGAGGGAAGAGUGCGAAGCCCUCGUUUGUUUCCUAUGUGACGCCGGAGGAAAUUGAACCAGAACCAGAAGGCAGUCUGCAAGAAAAAAGUCCAGAAUUUUUGCCAGGUGAGGUUGUGUUCUGCAGCGCCAAACGCAUCCUCAGGUGCACCCAGGACGAUGAGUCGGAGUGCAGUGUCUUCGGGACGCUUUUCCUCACCAACUUCCGCGUCUCAUUUGUCAGUGACGCGGUCCACUCCGAGGACACGGUUCAGCUGUUCAAAAAUAAGCUAUAUGGCGAAAAUGAUAUUCCUCUCGCCUGUGUCGAUCAGAUCUAUGGAGACUAUGAUGAAAAAAAGAAGCUGAUAACCAGCAGCCAGGUGAAGAACAAAUACCCCUCCAAGAUCAUUAUUCACUGCAAAGACCUACGGGUGUUUCAUUUUUCGCUGCUCUGUGUGAAGGAGGAGGUUCGGAAAAAGAUUUUCCAGGGCAUCAUUCACCAUAUUCUCGACCCAAAGUCACUGAAGUGUAUUUUUGCCUUUUCCUAUGGUGAGAAGGCUGCGCCAGUGCCAGAAGUCCAAAGGAAACAGAAAACUCUGAUGUUUGAGACCGCUGAAGACUGGGCUGCAGAAAUGAGGCGGACCAAAGGCAGCUGUAAAUUGGUGGAAGACAAUAAGGAUUUCCAGAUUGCUCAAAGGUUACCGCAGUUUUUCUUUACUCCAACCAGUGUUGAAAAUGAGGACUUGCAAAAGUAUCAGGGAAGAGGGGUACCUAUUUGGUGUUGGUCGCACCAUAGUGGCUGUGCUCUGUUUAAAACGGCAGCUUUACCCAUUGCUCAAGAAGAAAGUACUUCCAAGGUGCAGAAGGCUUACGUGGAGAGUAUGCUGAAUGCUGUGGCUCAGAACCACUUGUACUCUGUGAAAACGGUGGACCUCUCUGAUGCACUUCCAAACAUUCAGGAUAUCCAGCAGUCCUACAACAAGUUCAAACAAAAUUUCCUAAUUGACAGUAUUGCUGAGUUUUGGAUGUCUGAUGUCAAAUGGUUCUCUACACUUGAAACCUCCAGGUGGCUCAGUAUUAUCAGACAGUGUCUUCAUAAAGCUGUUGAGGUAGUUGAAUCUUUGGAAAGAGAGAAUACAAAUAUUCUGCUUAUAGAGGAGGGAGGCUCGGAUCUCUGCUGUGUGAUUUCCAGCCUCGUUCAGCUGAUGCUGGACCCCUACUACAGAACCCUCGUGGGCUUCCAGAGUCUGGUGCAGAAAGAGUGGGUUGCGGGAGGUCACAACUUCUUGGAGCGCUCUAAUCUCUUACACCAGAGAGACAAGGAGCUGCAAUCUCCUGUGUUCCUGCUCUUCCUGGAAUGCGUGUGGCAGCUCCUCCAACAACAUAGCCCUGCGUUCCAGUUCUCUGAAACUUACCUGACUGUCCUCUCUGAUAGCAUCAACGUGGCAGUCUUCAGCACCUUCCUUUUCAGCACACCCCACCAAAGAGCCACCAUCAUGAAGGCAGAGCUAGACACAGGUACACUGAACAUUCCCCCGGUGUGGCAAUGGUCCCUGCAGUUUGACUGCAAAGCUCAGGGUUUCUUCAUUAACCCGCUGUACAAAGCAAAGUCCAAGCAAGAGAAAGCACUGCGGAAAGCUCAACGGCCAAAGUACACAAGGCAGCUGUCCCUGCCCAGCACACCGUCAAGGAGGGGUUUCUUUAAGGAAGAGACGGACAACCUGAAGAAGAUGCUGCGGGUAAAGAGAAUCAGUCGCUGGAUGCAGCUUCCGGACUCGGUCCAAGCCUGCGUGCGGGAGUUCUAUUCCGUCUGGCAGCGUAAACCACUAGAUUACCACGGCCUGCUCCUGCCGUGCCUGGAUUGGCCCGCUGUCCGCCUGUGGACACAGCGCUACCUGCGCUGGAUCCCCGAGGUUCAAAUUUUGGGUGGUGGAGAUGUGGCAAUGCUGAACAAAGUGGCCGCCCUGGUGCGAGAGGUGCAGGAGCUCCGCACGGAGGUGGACCGCCAGGUAUCCCAGGCAGAUCCCAGCCUCGAGAGCCCACUGGUGUUUGCUCGAUCCUCUGUUCGCCUGUCAUCCUCCUUCCCGUUUGCAGCCGCUCGUGUGUGGUCUUUCAGGCCUGCCAUCCCCAUUAGCAUUGGUGACAGUCAGAUGGACUUGGGCCAGUUGGCCAGCAGGGAUGACGAGGACACAGACUACCAGUGAUGUGCUUUCCUGGACCUUACAUUUCGGUGUUUUUAUGUCUCUUAUAGUACUAUGUAUACAGCCUGGGGCUCUUUCCCCAGAUUGUGCAUUCCAUUAACUUAUUAAAUUGUAUUGCCUUUCCAACUUUUUUGCAUUACAGGUCCAGUGGUGUAGCAUUUAGCUGUGUGGGCUGAGGCAAUUAUUAGGGUAAUGGUCACAUCAGUAUUUAUAUCACAGCUGGAGCACUUUAAAUUCCCCAGUUUGUGGAUCAGUCCCUGUCACAGUGGGGAAAUCUUAAAUGUCUUAAGUGGAAAUAUUCAAAAUAAAAUA